AUGUCAGCCACCACCACUGCCGUCCUCUCAAAGGUAAGGCGGAUGAUUCCGCCAAUGCUAGAAAAGUUCCAUAAAGGACAGCUCGGCCGAGUUGCUGUCAUCGGCGGCAGCCAGGACUAUACCGGUGCACCGUAUUUUUCGGCCAUGGCCAGUGCGAGGCUAGGGUGUGAUCUAUCCCAUGUGAUUUGCACACCAGCUGCUGGAGCUGUUAUCAAAACAUAUUCUCCCAAUCUAAUGGUUCAUCCCUUGAUGAGACAAAGCCCCUCCGAACCGCAGGAAUCAGCCGAGUCGGAGAAGCCUACCAGCGCGGACAAAAUUGCGUCCCCAAUCAUCGACAUGCUUGCUCGCCUCCACGUUCUCGUCAUCGGCCCAGGACUUGGUCGUGAUCCGCUCAUGCAGGACACAGUUAAGCAUGUUAUUUGUGCGGCAAAAGAUAAGGGAAUUCCGAUCGUUCUCGACGCUGAUGCCCUCCAACUUAUUCAAAAAGACUUGAACAUCGUCAAAGGCUACACAGAGGCAGUGCUGACGCCAAAUGUGGUGGAAUUCGAUCGCCUCUGCAAGGCAGCGGGCGUAGAAAGCAGCGACAGCGACAGCGAAACACAGCGAGUAGAAGCUCUGGCCAGUGCCCUAGGAGGUGUCACUAUAAUACAAAAGGGAAAACACGACUACAUAUCGAAUGGCAAGAUUACCAUGACGGAUGAUCUCGAGGGCGGCAAGAAGAGGAGUGGUGGUCAGGGUGAUACCCUUACAGGGAGCAUUGCAACGUUCCUUGCAUGGAGGAAAGCAUACAUCGACCGGCUCUGGAAUGACCCAGAGACGCCUUGUCUUGACAAGCAUGAAAUGAUUGGGCUGGCAGCGUUCGGAGGAAGUGCAGUUACAAGAGAAUGUUCUCGAAUUGCCUUUUUGAAACGUGGCAGGAGCCUACAGGCAAGCGACCUCACAGACGAGAUUCACAACGCUUUCAUGGGACUCUUUGGUGAGAUCGAUGAUGAUGACAAUUCGUCCAAGCUUUGA
Molecule: messenger RNA, 1014 nt
Organism: Akanthomyces muscarius
Lineage: Eukaryota; Fungi; Ascomycota; Sordariomycetes; Hypocreales; Cordycipitaceae
Exons: 4
Coding region: 1-1014 (337 amino acids)
Biological process (GO): metabolite repair
Molecular function (GO): ATP-dependent NAD(P)H-hydrate dehydratase activity
Source: RefSeq, a predicted model, not a curated record